AUGUCAAUCGGCGGCCCUUGUCUCUGGGUAUCUUCUUUAUCCUCGCCUGUUCCCUCUCUAUCUGCUGUCACUUCUCAUUUCUCAUCGGCUUAUCACGGUGACCGUUUUUCUUCGCCAAAGACUGUAUCGCCGUUGCGAAACCUGCAGAAGGAACGAGAGCAGCGUGCCCCGGGCGGACCAUCUGCUACUGUCAUGCAACCUGCUGGUGUGAGGGCUGAGAAUGCCUUGACGACUUCCCCCAUGCCUGGAAGUUCAACUGGGACGGGACCGUAUCCCGAGGGAGAAAUCCUAUCGCGCGGUACGGAAGCCCAACGGUCUACAGCGAGCAGAGAAGCUUUACUGCCUCGAGUCAAGCUCGAGAUUCCGGGUGACCGGACAGGCCUUUCCAUGUCUCAGCAGGUUGUAUCCGAUCAACACGGCGAAUCGUUGAGCGACAACCAGAUGGACUUCGACAAGGAAGAUCCUGACAGAGAGUCCACCAUCAGUCCUUCCGAUGAGAGGGGCGAUGCGGUGGGCAGCGACGAUGAUAGCAAGAUGUCAUCCUUGGAGAAGAAGAAAAUGAAGCGAUUUCGGUUGACUCAUAACCAGACCCGCUUCUUGAUGAGCGAGUUCACUCGUCAGGCACAUCCAGAUGCUGCUCACCGGGAGCGUCUGUCGAGGGAGAUUCCUGGCUUGACUCCUCGUCAAGUGCAAGUUUGGUUUCAAAACAGGAGAGCAAAGCUCAAGCGUCUGACAACAAAUGAUCGUGAGAGAGUGCUCAAGUCGAGAGCCCUUCCUGAUGACUUCGAUACCACGAAGGUUCUUCGGACCCCUUUUGAGAGCAAAUCAACGGGGCCAACUCCCAUUGCAUCGCCACACGACUAUGGGGUCCCGAAUCCAGACUUUGCAGCCUUGAGAACGCUACGAACGGACUGCUUUCCGCGUCACAAUGAGGAAGACUACCUCGUCUCGCCCCUGAGUUCUGCGUCGACCGCCGGAACUUACAUGUCUUCUGCUGGACAGGGACCACAAUCCAACAUGAUGUUCAGUCGACCUGCCGCCUCGGCAUCUAUGCAUGAUCUGCACCGGACGAUCCGAAGCGACUAUUCCAUCACCAGAUCAAAUAGUCUAUCAGACGCUCCGUCUCAGCAACCUUCUUUCCACGCAGGGUAUCCUCUUCACAAUCGAUUCGCAGCCCCUUCAAACCCACCAAACAUGCCCUAUGGAAGGCAAACCAUGGACUAUGGCGUUCCUCGCUCGAGCCAAAUGGUGACGGGAUACGAUCAGCACCAGCCCUUCGAAGGAUCGGUAUCGCCAACAGACUCCCAGGGUACACAAAUGACAUACGACAUGGGAAAUCUAGGCACCCAGUCACAAAACUACCAAUCCCAACUGGCAAUGUCUACACCAAAGGAUUACAGUGGAAUGGGAAUAGGCUCCCAAAUACCAGGCCAUGGUAGACCCAUGCCGACUCUUCAGUCCCUUCCGGUCUCUGCCGCUCAAGAAUACCGACCUUACCCAUAUGGCAACCCGACUGUUGGAGCAAUCCCUUAUUCACAAGCCAACAACACCUCACCUUUAAUCCCAACAACAUAUGCCCCAUCCAACCAAGGCGCUACUGCCCACGAUCAAAUGCAGCAGCAUAAUCCGCAGACUCUCGAGUCCAUGCGAAGCAAAUUUGGCAAUCCAUCUUUCAACUACGCAAACUAUAUCCAGCAAUAA
Molecule: messenger RNA, 1701 nt
Organism: Penicillium pulvis
Lineage: Eukaryota; Fungi; Ascomycota; Eurotiomycetes; Eurotiales; Aspergillaceae
Product: homeobox domain-containing protein
Exons: 4
Coding region: 1-1701 (566 amino acids)
Biological process (GO): regulation of transcription by RNA polymerase II
Molecular function (GO): RNA polymerase II transcription regulatory region sequence-specific DNA binding; DNA-binding transcription factor activity, RNA polymerase II-specific
Source: RefSeq, a predicted model, not a curated record